UGUGAGGUGCUAAGGUAACUCCGCGGCCUUGUAGCGGGGAUGGAGGAGGACGGCGGAGCCGGAGCGGCUCCUGGAGCCCCCGCCGGUCUCUCGGCCUCGCAGCGCCGAGCCGAGCUGCGGCGGAAGAAGCUGCUGAUGAACUCGGAGGAACGGAUCAACCGCAUCAUGGGCUUCCACCGACCCUCGGCGGGCAAGGAUGAUGAAAGUCACACAGAAUCAAAGCUCCAGCAUGAGCAAGAUAAAUCCAUUCCUUCCGUUUCCAAGCGAAUUGUGCUUGGUGACACUGUCUGUAGCAUGGCAGGCACAGCUGACCAUGCAGCCAGCAUGACAGACCUCAAAGGGGAGAAGGACUUGUUCACGAAAACACCAGACCUUGUCAGUGAGGGCACAAGUGAGCUCCGUCACCGUGUCAGAGGGGAACUGCCACCUGAAGCUGCAGCACGGCCACCUCGACACGGAUUAGACCAGUACCUAUCCAGAUUUGAAGAAGCUCUGAAGCUGAGGAACCAGCUGAUGAACGAGAAACCAAGCCAAGAGAAUGGGAAUGCAGCGGAGGAGUUUGACUCUUUCCGCAUUUUUAGAUUGGUGGGGUGUACUGUGCUUGCCAUCACAGUCAGGGCAUUUGUGUGCAAGCACUUGUCAAUAUUUGCACCAUUUCUUACUCUACAACUUGCUUAUAUGGGCCUGGCCAAGUACUUUCCAAAGUAUGAGAAGAAGGUGAAAACGACAGUGUUAACUGCUGCUCUCCUCCUGUCUGGAAUCCCUGCGGAAGUCAUUAGUCGCUCCAUGGACACCUACAGCAAAAUGGGAGAUGUUUUCACAGACCUCUGUGUCUAUUUCUUUACUUUUAUCUUUUGCCAUGAACUCGCUCUGGCUUUUGGUUCUGAAGAACCAUGAUGUAGAAUUGACCGCAGUAGUUACACUAAAGCUUUCUGGACUGUUUUCCUUUAGCAUCUGACUGUGCAGACAGGUUUCAACCUUCAUUAAAAUUCUUAACCUGGUCAAAUACUUGAAAGGAGCCUUAAAUCCAGUCAUUUGGGGAAAGGAAGAGCAGGGUCCCAGACUGCCAGUUGUAUUGGGUCAGUUUAUUUAAUGCUGUGUCUGCCUGUUACAAAUGUGAAGAAUAAGGGGCAAGUGUCAGUGCGUGCUUUAUUUGGUUUAGUUUGAUGAUGACCUUCUCAGCCUCCUUCAUAAGCAUUUACAAAGCUGCCUUUGUUCUUCUCAGGGAGGACAAAGAGAAUCCCAUAGAACAGAACAUAUAGAUACCUAUCUCCAGUAUGACUGUACCUAACAAGAACUCAUAUUGUGGUGGUCCCAUUUUCUUUAAGCAAGCUCUAAAUAAAAGAAAUCCCUUUA
Melopsittacus undulatus (budgerigar) is the source of this 1356-nucleotide messenger RNA. It is a transcript of the gene CAMLG, whose product is annotated as calcium modulating ligand. The record is from RefSeq and is a predicted model, not a curated record. Gene Ontology annotation, cellular component: GET complex. Gene Ontology annotation, biological process: tail-anchored membrane protein insertion into ER membrane. Bases 40 to 897 code for a protein of 285 amino acids. Lineage: Eukaryota; Metazoa; Chordata; Aves; Psittaciformes; Psittaculidae. The transcript is spliced from 4 exons.